This is a messenger RNA of Vicia faba (fava bean), 942 nucleotides long. Lineage: Eukaryota; Viridiplantae; Streptophyta; Magnoliopsida; Fabales; Fabaceae. The record is from the annotation of a GenBank genome assembly.
AUGUCUGUUCAGACUUGCGAGAGAAAUUGUAUGGGGCCCAAAAACCCUUCAAGAGGGAAGUUUCAGGCUUCUAUUGGAGCACAUGAGAUUUUCAACCCAGAGACAUGGAAAGCAGCUUUAACAGAAUUAGUGGCAACUGCCUCACUAAUGUUCACCUUGUCUACCUCCAUUAUUGCAUGCUUGGACUCGCAUGAAGUUGAUCCUAAGCUUAGUGUCCCCUUUGUAGUCUUCAUCAUAGUUUUCUUAUUCCUAAUUGUCACAGUUCCUCUAUCUGGUGGCCACAUGAGCCCUGUUUUCACAAUAAUAGCUACUCUAAAAGGUGUUACCACUCUUUCUCGUGCACUCCUUUACAUCUUAGCACAAUGCAUUGGCUCGAUAAUUGGUUUCUAUAUACUCAAGUGCGUGAUGGAUCCAAAAUUAAUAAACACAUACUCAUUGGGAGGUUGUGCCAUUGGUGGCAAAGGACUCAACUCUAGUAUCAAUGAGUAUGAUGCCUUGUUAUUGGAAUUCUCUCUCACAUUUUUAGUACUCUUUUUGGGUGUUACAUUGGCUUUUGACAAAAAGAGAGCAAAGAAUUUAGGCUUGCCAAUGGUAUGUUUGGUGAUAGCUGGGGCUAUGGCAUUGGCAGUAUUUAUGUCCAUAACUGUAACUGGACGGGCCGGUUAUGCGGGUGUUGGGCUUAACCCAGCAAGAUGCUUAGGUGCUGCAUUGGUUCAUGGAGGUUCACUAUGGAAUGGGCUUUGGAUUUUUUGGGUUGGGCCUAUUUUGGCCUGCUUAAUCUAUUAUAGUGUCUCUAUCAACCUACCAAAGGACGGUUUGGCUCUGGUGGAUGGAGAAUAUGAUGUCUUAAAGUUGACUCUUGGUUCUAGUGGGACAUUAGCUAAAGGUGACAUUUCAAAGGAGAGUUUUUAUUCCGCCUCUCAUAUAUCUCAAAACACUUGA